Messenger RNA from Neltuma alba, 2172 nucleotides. RefSeq names its product disease resistance protein RPH8A-like. The coding region runs from base 1 to 2172 and encodes 723 amino acids. Gene Ontology annotation, biological process: proteolysis. Lineage: Eukaryota; Viridiplantae; Streptophyta; Magnoliopsida; Fabales; Fabaceae. Gene Ontology annotation, molecular function: ADP binding; cysteine-type peptidase activity. The transcript has 10 exons. The record is from RefSeq and is a predicted model, not a curated record.
AUGCUUGAUUGUUACAUGUCCCCCAAAACAAUGUGGGAAGGGAUGAAGGCUCCCCAGCAAGUUCAAAACGACUCAGAAGCUAUGCAUCAAGAGAUGAUUAAGGUCGGCCCUUUUUGUGUUCCCAAUAAUGUUGUGGAUGAACCUGACUCACAGUUGAUACAAUAUGUUUUUGAGCGUUUAAGUGAUAGAUGUGAAAUUUUUUCGUCGCAUCGUUCUUUUCUGUAUCAGUCUCAAUUGACCACACUUAGACCACGGGCUCAUUUGGAUUCAUGGGUAAUAGAUAUUUUUGCUGAUAUCUUCACUGACAAUGAAAGGAGAAACAAAAGUAAAGUUUCGAAUUGGUAUCUUCCAGUGAUGUUUUCGAAUGUAGCACUCAAUAGUGGUGAUGUGAGUUCCUUCCUUGACUUUGUUGGACGGCAUAAUAUGAUAGACAACUACAUGUGGGACUUGGUAGAUUGUGAGAAGAAUCAGGAAGUUGAAAUAUGGGAUUCUCUAUGUGAUCGAUUUACGGAUAAAAUUGAACGCGACCAAACAAUAGAGAAACUGCUGCUUGCCAUGGAUAAUCUCUUUGAAAAUGUUAUGUUCACGAAAUUUGAUAGGAGAAUGGCGAGCAAUAUCUUAUUACAGCGUAAUGGACAUGAUUGUGGUAUAUUUGUUAUUAAUUAUAUGCAACAAUCAGAUCAUUAUGUGAAGCAAAAUCCCUUAUUUCAGUUUGACAGUGAUAAAGAAAGGUUGGAUUUGGCUUUGAAGUUACUCAAGAGUAACCUGAAUAAUGAGAAAGAAAGACUAUAUGAUGAAGCAGCAAGAAGUUAUGCAAAAGCCCAUACUGAAGAAGAUUUAGAUUUACGUGGAACUAAAAGAAAGUGGGUUGAAGAUGUUGGAAGACGAGGGGCAUACAUGGAAUUGGAUGAUUCUGAUAAUAUAGCGAAGAGAAAAAAUGUUCGUUUGAAAACAGAAUGUUCUAGAGGUUAUUUGUUGCCGACAAUUGAUUUAGUGGGAGAAGAGUUUCAAAGGAGUACUCAACAAAUAUGGAAAUGGAUAACAGAAGAUGAGGUGUCAGCUGUUGGGAUAUGGGGAAUGGGCGGAGCAGGGAAAACAGCUUUAGCAACUCAUGUGCAUAACAAACUUUUAGAAGAAGCUGGUGAUGACUUGGAGCAUAUUAUUUGGGUCACUGUGUCACAAUAUGAUAAUAGCAUUUGUAAGUUGCAAAAGGCCAUUGCAAGAUCAAUUAAUUUAGAAAUAUCUGAUGAGUGUGAUGUCAAAAGGAUAUCAGGGAAAUUAUUGCAUGCAUUCAAACACAUAACUAGAUGUGUCCUUAUUUUAGAUGAUGUUUGGAAUCCUAUCUAUUUGGAAGAGGUUGGAUUUCCAGUUUCAAAUAAUGGGAUUAAAUUGAUUUUGACAACUCGAUUGUGGGAAGUGUGUCAAAGUAUGAAUUGCAUGAAGAACAUAAUAGAAGUAGAACCUCUAGGCAAAAAAGAUGGUUUUGAUUUGUUUACAAAGACUCUUGGAGUCCAUCAAAUACAACCGAUUGGGGUGGAGACUAAAGCAAGGGCGGUGGCAGAACAAUGUGAGGGUUUGCCCCUUGCAAUUGUUAUGAUAGCAAGAAGCAUGAAGGGAAAAGAGCACAUAAGAGAAUGGGAUCAUUUGUUGGAAUGCCUUCAAAACAUGGGUGACGGGCAAUAUCAUAUGGAUGAGAGGGUAUUUCAGGUAUUGAAAUCUAGUUAUUCUUUCUUAAACAAUAAAUUGCAAAGGUUUUUUUUGUACUGUGCAUUGAGUGUUAAGGGGACUGUAUUGGAUAUUGUUACUAAGCCUUUUAUGAAAAGAUUUUUCUAUGGGGAAUGGACAGAUGGGACAAAGAGCUUCACGAUGCGAUAUAAUGAAGGUUAUGCCAUGUGGCAAAAGUUAAAAAAUAGCAGUUUGUUGUUGAAAAAGAAUGGGACAUGCAGAGUGCACACUUUACUUCAGGUCAUGGCUCUCACUAUUGCAAAGAAGACUGAAAAAAUCAUGACAAAACAUGGUAUGAAUUUAAUAGGAUUGUCAGAGAAUGGAAAAUGGAAUGAAAAUUUGCAGAAUGUUUUUCUAAGUGGAAGCGAGCGAAAUGACGAUUCUGAUGACGUCAGAAUUAUUAGCACAGCUCCAAAACCUAGAGACUAUUUCUGUUGCAUCUUGUAA